UUUUCCAGGGUGCAGACCCCCGUCGUGUAUCGAGUUAACCCACCAAGUGGAGUUCCAGGAGAACUAAUACACGUGUAUGGCUGGAUCAUCACUGACCGGCUGGAAACGUUUGAUCCUGAUGCGGACUACAUCGACAGCCCAUUAAUCCUGGAGGCUGAAGGAGACAAAUGGCUUACUCCUUGUUCUCUUAUAAAUAGGCAGACAGGAAGCUGUUUUCCCAUCCAGGAGGAACAAGGCCUUGGGACUGUGCAGUGCCGUGUGGAAGGCGAUUACAUUGGUUCCCAGAAUGUUAGUUUCUCAGUAUUUAACAAAGGGAGGUCAAUUGUGCACAAGAAAGCCUGGCUGAUCAGUGCGAAGCAGGCCCUGUUCUUGUACCAGACAUACUCAGAAAUCCUCUCUGUGUUUCCAAAAGUUGGGAGCCUGGGGGGAAGAACAGACAUCACCAUUACAGGGGAUUUCUUUGAUUCUUCUGCCCAGGUUACCAUUGCAGGAAUUCCAUGUGACAUUAGACAUGUGUCUCCCAGGAAGAUUGAGUGCACCACCAGGGCUCCAGGAAAAGGAGCAAGGCUCACUGCUCCUCAGGCAGGCAAUCGAGGACUUCUUUUUGAAGUUGGAGAGGCUGUUAAGGAUGUGGAACUGACUGAAAUCACUCCAGGUUAUAGGUGGCAGAUAGUCCCUAAUGCCAGUUCUCCAUCCGGAUUUUGGUCAGAAGAAGGGCGACCUUUCAGAGCACGACUCAGUGGGUUCUUUGUGGCUCCAGAGACAAACAAUUACACAUUCUGGAUCCAGGCAGACAGCCAGGCUUCCUUGCGCUUCAGUUGUUCAGAGGAGCCAAGGACUAAGGUAGAAGUGGCCUCAGUUGGGGUUGGCAUCGCUGACUGGUUUGACUCUUGGGAGCAGAGCGGGAACGAAGAGAGCUGGCAGCGGAGGACUGCUAAGCUAGAGCUGCGGGGCGGAGCCAAGUACUACUUGGAAGCAGAGCAGCAUGGGAUAGCACCCAGCCAGGGCAUGAGUAUUGGUGUCCAGAUCCACAACACGUGGCUGAAUCCUGAUGUGGUCAACACUUACCUUCUGGAGAAACACCAGAUCCGAGCCCGAGCCCAGAGACUUCCAGAAAUACAGAUGUUGAACGUGUCAGGGAAGGGAAACUUUUUCCUGACUUGGGGCAACGUCUCUAGCCAGCCAGUUCCUGCGAACGCCACAGCCCAGCAGAUCCAAGCCACCCUCGAGGAGCUGCUUGUGGUGAAAUGCAGUCUGAAACCAGUUUCAGCUCGUGUUCUGCUCCAGCUUGGAUUUGAACAAGGCCUAGAAGGCUCCAGCUCUGAUGGGGUCCUCACCAGUUCAACUGAACCCUUCUGUGGCAGAUUCAGCCUCGGCCAACUUCGACACCUUAUCCUAAACCCCUCAGCUGUCAACGAGGGCUAUCAGCUAGAUCAGUAUCCAUACCUAUGCCUUGCAUACAAAGGCCACAUGAACAGGACCUUGAAGAUGAUUGUUUCUGUAUUAUUUGGCUCCCAAAAUAUCACUAAGAACACCACCUGUGACUGGAGUCUCACAGAACCCUACCCUGAGAGUUGGCAGUUCACUUGCAUCAACCUCUGGGACACAUGUGUGCAUCCCUCUGAGGAUCCACCAUUUUCCCUGGCGACCUGUCCGCUGCUGGUUCAUCGGAUUGACGUCUUCGCCUUGGUCCCGGAGGCUGGCCUGCUCUACGUAGAUGACAUCGUUCUUGCAGAUACAAAUGUAACAGUUUCUCAGGUUGAUGCUGGAACAGCCCGCCCAGGUGGGACUCUGGUGGAGGCAGUCUCUGUGGAAGGAUUCCCUCCAGUCUACAGCAUAGUCUCCUGGGUGGCGGGGUGUGGCUCAGAGCUCCCUCUCAUCACUGCGAGCUAUGUGCCCACUGAGGGGACAGGAGAAGGAUCUGAACUCAUUGAGGUGGCAGCACAGAGACUUCAAAGGAUCAGCCCGCCUUUGGGAGGACACUUCUUCCUCCAGCUCUCUGAUACAGUGAUACCUGAUGUCCCAGUGCACCUGUCAGCCAGACAGCUUCACAAGCUAUUGCAGGACAAGGCUGAUGAGUUCACAUCUGGAUACCUCCAUGCCAGCGACUUCACCGUGAUGAAGGACCUAAAUUCCUGCUACGAACAUGUGUGGACUCUUUCCUGGACUACUCAGACUGGGGAUUUGCCCAACUUUAUCAGGGUCUCAGAUCAAAACCUUACUGGGGUGAAUCCUACUGUGACUGCUCGUGUAGUAUAUGAUGGCGGAGUUUUCCUUGGACCCAUCUUUGGAGACAUGUUGGCUACUGCCAACCAGGAGCCUCAGGUGGCCGUACAAGUGAAUGACAUACCAGCUCACUGUUCAGGCUCCUGCUCUUUCCUGUACCAGCAAGAGUCAACUCCCAGAGUGGACUAUGUGUGCUAUUCCCUUGGUAGCGAUAUCCACCUACUGGUUUAUUUUACUGGAGCUGGUUUCCCUAGAGAUCCCCAGUUCUUACAGGUUAUGGUGAACAAAGCAAGUUGUGAAGUUCUUUUCUCAAAUGAAACAAACGUGGCCUGUGAGACGGAGCUGCUACCAGUUGGAGUGCACCCGAUCUUGAUGCUGGUGAGACCUUCGGGCCUCGCUGUUAAUGCCAGUGGAGAAGGCCUCUUCCUGCGAGUGGAACCCAGGCUAGAUGCUGUGGAGCCUUCUAUAGCUGCAGAGAUUGGAGGACUGUGGGUUACCAUCCGAGGCUCCAGUUUGGAAAGUGUUAGCCUGGUGUUAUUUGGAAAUCAGUCAUGUAUCAUUGACAGCAUUAGAAGCAAUUCACAACAAAUUCAAUGCAAAGCCCCACCCAGGGGAAAAGAUGGAUACACCGUGAAUGUGUCUGUGAUCACUGGAGACCACUCUGCAGUACUUCCCAGAGCAUUUACUUAUGUCGCAUCAUUAAAUCCAGUGAUAGUGUCUUUGAGCAGAAAAAGAAGCAGCCUAGCAGGAGGUGAGAUUCUGUUCCUUGGUGUGGCGCUGCUGGCGAACUACACAGAUCUGGAUGUGCAAAUCCAUGUGGAAGACACCUCUGCUCAGGUCCUCGCACAGAGGUCAUGGGGACUGGAGGUCAUGCUGCCCCCAAUGCUGCCUGGCAUCCACAGGAUUUCAGCCUUCAUUAAUGGAGUCAGCAUCAGUUCACAAGGGGUUGAUCUCCACAUCCAAUACCUCACUGAAGUUUUCAGCAUGGAGCCUUGCUCUGGGUCUCUUUUGGGUGGAACUAUUGUUGGCCUCUCAGGCGUAGGAUUUGGCAGAGACGCAGCUCUGAUUUGGGUCCUUGUGGACAACCGUCCUUGUGCUAUUGUGAACUUAACGGAUGUGAGCAUUUGGUGUGAGACUCCUCCGGCUGUACUAUCACCUGGAGCACAUGCUCUCUCCCUUCCAGCUUCUGUGGAGAUCUGGGCUGGCAACACCUCCUUCCUCCAUGGACCAAGUUUGGUGGGGAAGGGUUUUACUUUCAUGUACAAAGCAUCAGCAACACCCGUGGUCACCGCUAUGAGGGAAGAAGUCAUGAACAACAGCCUGCAGUUCUAUGUGGAAGGAAAUAACCUCUCGGACUCAGUCAUUCUUUUGGGAACCUUGAAAUGUGACCUUGACGUGCAAUGGUUUGAUGGUGACAGGAAUCUGUCUAGGUGCUCCUUUCCUCUCUACAAUUUGGAAGCAGGGGUCUAUCCUCUCCAAGUUCGUCACAAGUGGAUGGGGUUUGCCAACAUAUCUGCGGUACCUCAGACGUUUGAGUUGUCACCUAGGAUAACGUCCAUCUUCCCAUCAUGCGGUUCUUUGUGUGGCGGGACGGUGCUCACUGUGAAGGGCGUGGCCUUCCGUUCCAGGAGGAGGUCAAUUCAUGUUGACCUUUCAGGCCCUUUCGCCUGUGUGAUUUUGAGUUUGGGAGACCACACAGUCCUAUGCCAGACCAGCUUGGUGGGCCACCGCUCCUCUGAAGCAUCAUUUGCUCUAAAUGUCACAGUGGUGGUCAAUGGGCUGACCAGCAAAUGUGAGGGGAACUGCACACUCUUUAUGCAGGAAGAAAUGACUCCUGUUGUGGAUGCCCUGACUGUAAACAUCAGCGGGUCUCUAACCACAGUGCUGUUGCGAGGCCAGAGGUUAGGCACCACUGCUGACGAGCCGACAGUGUUUGUGGACGAUCAGCUUCCUUGCCACACAACUUUUUCCAAUGCCAGCCAUAUUGCAUGCCAGAUGAAUGAGUUGACCCCGGGCUUCCACUACCUGUCAGCUGUGCAUACGAGCACUGGGUUUGCUUGUCUGGGUAGUGUUUCUAGGAGCUUCUUCGUUGUGCCUCAGGUGUUUGAUUACUUUCCUAAGAAUUUUAGCAUCCGUGGUGGAAGUCUUUUGACCAUGAAAGGCACAGCCCUGAGGGGACGGAGUGCUACCUUCGUCUAUGUUGGCCAGCAGGCCUGUGUAAGAGUGAACGUCAGCUCUGAGUCCAUCCAGUGCGUUAAUCCUGCAGGAAAUGGCUCUGUUGCUCUGGAAAUCGAGGUGGAUGGGGCCCUGUACUAUGUGGGCCUGGUUGUUUACAGCAGGCUCUUUACCCCGGAAUUGCUCUCUGUUUCACAGAGUCAUGACAUCUUAACCAUUGCAGUGACCGGGAUCUCAGGGCCUGCAAACGUUGACGUUCUUAUCGGGACGUCACCAUGUCUAGGUGUCUCUGGGACCCGUACAGCUCUCCAGUGCAUGGUCCCCUUGCUCCCUGCUGGGGAGUAUCCUGUCACAGUGUUUGACCACAUCAGAGGAUGGGCCUCAGCAGCUCUCACUCUCGUGCUGAGAGCUACUGUGACUUCAGUGACCCAGAACUUUGGCUGCCUGGGUGGAAGGCUUUUGCAUGUGCUCGGAACAGGAUUUUCUCCAGGGAACAUCUCAGCUGCUGUGUGUGGUGCUCCGUGCCAAGUCUUGGAUAAUGCGACAGUGUCUGCCUUCAGCUGCUUGGUUCUGCCCCUGGAUGCGUCCUUGGCUCUCCUGUGUGACCUGAGGCAUGCAGAAGACAACUGUGAAGCUAGCAGCUACCCCUACUUGCAAUGCGAUUUGACUGUCUCCAUGGGGACAGAGAGACUCCCUGGAUCCUGGCCUUAUGUCUUCCUUUGUGAAGAGAGUUCCCAGUGUCUCUUCGUACCAGACCACUGGGAAGAGCUGGCCCUUCCAUCCUUCUCAGGCCUCUUCCUCAGCCCUAAAGUGGAAAGAGAUGAAGUUCUCAUCUAUAAUAGCUCCUGUAACAUUACCAUGGAAACUGAGGCAGAGAUGGAGUGUGAGACGCCUAAUCAGCCAGUUACCGCCGAGAUCACUGAAAUACAGAAAAGCCGGGGCCAGAACACUCAGGGCAACUUUUCCUUCCAGUUCUGCCGAAGGUGGUCCAGGCCUCACAGUUGGUUUCCUCAAAGAGCGCCACACGAUGGCGACAAUGUCACAGUGGAGACCGGUGAACUGCUGCUGCUCGAUGUGAACACAAGCAUCCUGAACUCGCUGCACAUUAAAGGUGGAAAGCUCAUUUUUGUGGAGCCAGGACCCAUUGAGCUCAGAGCCCACUCCAUCCUUAUUACCGAUGGUGGAGGGCUCCAUAUCGGAUCCGAGGAGAAGCCUUUCCAAGGCAAAGCUCAGAUCAGACUCUACGGAAGCCAGCAUUCCCCUCUCUUCUUUCCCUAUGGAGUCAAGUUCCUGGCCGUGAGGAAUGGAACUCUUUCCCUGCAUGGAUCAGUUCCAGAGGUUACUGUCACCUAUCUUAGAGCAGCUGCGUGUGCUGGGGACACAGUGUUGGCGCUGGAGGAUGCUGUGGGUUGGCAUCCUGGGGAUGAGGCCGUCAUCAUCAGUGGAAUGAAUGUUGAAGGUGGUGAACCAAUGGAAGAAGUUGUUAUUGUGGAAACUGUGCACAAUGCAGACCUCCAUCUCAGGAGCCCUUUGAGAUAUUCCUACAACUUCACAGAGAACUGGGUAGCUGGAAAGAGCCUUAUUUUGAAGGCUACAGUGGCUCUUCUCAGCAGGAACAUUACCAUCCAAGGAAAUCUUACCCUUGAGAGGGUAAAGCUCCUCGAUUCCUGCCAGGAGACCAAUGCUUCUGAAGGUAACCUGAAGCACUGUUUGUAUUCUAAGAGUGAGAAGAUGCUGGGAGCCAGGGAUCUGGGGGCCAGAGUCAUCAUUCAGUCCUUUCCAGAGGAGCCCAGCAUGGUCAAACUGAAGGGAGUGGAGUUUCAAGACCUGGGACAGGCCUUCCAUAAGCAUGCAAGCUCACUCGCCCUGGUGGGAAUGAUGAGAGGUUCCUAUCUCCAGAAGUGUUCAGUGUGGGCCUCCUUCAGCAGGGGCCUCAGCAUGCACAGGACCUGGGGCCUGAAGGUGGACAGUAAUAUAUUCUAUAAGAUUGUAGGUCAUGCCCUGCUGGUGGGAGCCUACAUGGACAGGAGCUUUAGAACUAGUGAUGCUAUUAUUGGAAGAAAAACUGAUUGGUGGGGAUCACAGGGAAUUACAAUAAGAAACAAUGUGAUCAUCAGCGUUUCUGGGGCUGAGGGACUGUCCAGUCCUGAAAUUUUGGCACCAGCUGGCAUCUACAGUUUCAGUCCCACCAAUGUGAUAGAGGGCAACAGAGUCUGUGCAGCUGGCUAUGGCUAUGUUUUUCACCUUGUGACCCGCCAAACAUCACAAGCUCCGCUCCUGUCAUUCAGUUGGAACGCUGCUCAUUCCUGUAUAAGGUAUGGUCUCUUUAUAUAUCCUAAAUUUCAGCCACUUUGGAAUAAUGACACUGGCCUCACUCUGUUCCAGAACUUCAUGGUUUGGGGAAGUGCAGGUGGCGCCCAGAUUUUUAGAAGUAACAAUCUACACCUGAAAAACUUCCAAGUUUAUGCAUGCAGAGAUUUUGGAAUUGAAAUUUUGGAAAGUGAUGCAAAUACUUUGGUUACUGACAGCUUUUUACUUGGUCAUUUCACCCACAAGGGAAGUCUAUGUAUGUCAGCUGGGAUUAAAACUCCCAAAAGAUGGGAACUGCUGGUUUCUAAUACAACUUUCGUUAAUUUUGAUCUCAACUGUGUGGCCAUCAGAACCUGUUCUGGCUGUUCCCAAGGACAGGGUGGAUUUAUUGUGAAGACCAGGCAUUUGAAGUUUGCAAACUCUCCAAAUUUAGUAGCAUUUCCAUUUCCUCAUGCAGCAGUUUUGGAAGACUUGGAUGGGUCCCUGUCUGGGAAAAAUGGAAGUCACAUUCUUGCUUCUAUGGAAACCCUCUCAGACACAUGUUUGACUAAUGCAAGCUUCAGUCACAUUGUCCCUGGAAGCAUCUGCCCGGACACGAUUCUCUUUCAUCGUAUGUCUAUUGGUUUAGUUAAGGGCCUUGGCGUUCCUCAGAAUUUAACUUUGACUGACAGCAGAAAUAAGACAACCACUGCCAGGUAUGUUGAAGACACGCUGUCUAACUACCAUGGCUGGAUGGCUCUACUCUUGGAUCAAGAGACCUACUCACUGAAGUUCCAGGGCCCUUGCACAGAUAGAUCUUUGCAGUACUCAGCAACGUUUGACAGCUUUGCCCCCAGGAACCACCUUCUGCUGCUGCACGGGGACCUACCACCUUAUCCUGACAUCCUCAUCAGAUGUGGGAGUCGCGUGGGUCGGUCACUUUCAUCUCUUCCUUUGCCCAGUCAGGACAGAGGCUGUGACUGGUUCUUCAACAGCCAGUUGCGGCAGCUCACCUAUCUGGUUUCAGGUGAAGAUCAAGUUCAGGUAUUUCUCCAAGUGAACGAAGGUGUGCCUCCCACUGUUUCAGCUUCUACACCUGUACUUGAAUCAGCAUUAAAAUGGUCGCUUCCUGCAACCUGGAAAGAUGUUGACAAAGGCUGGGGGGGACACAACCAGACCAUCCCAGGACCCGGUGAUGACGUCGUGAUUUUACCCAACAGGACUGUUGUUGUGGAUAUUGAGCUCCCAGCGCUCAGAGGCCUCUACGUGAUGGGAACCUUAGAUUUCCCUGUGGACAGAAGCAAUGUUCUGAGUGUGGCAUGCUUACUCAUAGCAGGAGGGGAGCUGAAAGUAGGUACUUUAGAAAACCCAUUAGAAAAAAAACAAAGACUCUUGAUUCUCCUUAGAGCCUCCGAAGAAAUCUUUUGUGACCGUUUUGAUGGUAUCCGUGUUGACCCAGGAACAAUUGGAGUUUAUGGGAAACUUCACCUCCACAGUGCUUAUCCUAAGAAAUCAUGGGUACACCUUGGAGCUGAUAUUGCACCGGGAAAUGAGAGGAUUAUAGUAGACGAUGCCGUGGAUUGGCAGCCCCAUGACAAAAUUGUCCUCAGCUCUUCUUCUUAUGAGCCUCAUGAGGCAGAGGCCCUCACUGUCAAGGAAAUCAAAGGCCAUCACAUCAGGAUCUUUGAACGUCUUAAACACCGGCACAUUGGAAGUGCUCAUAUCAUGGAAGAUGGUCAACACAUUCCUUUGGCUGCUGAGGUUGGACUACUGACUCGAAACAUUAAAAUUCAGCCUGACUCAUUAUGUAGAGGGAGACUCCUUGUGGGGUCCUUCAGAAGGUCUAGUGGAGAAGACUUUUCUGGUGUACUUCAACUUCUAAAUGUAGAAAUUCGGAAUUUGGGGUCGCCAUGGUAUUCAUCCAUUGAAUUCACUAGUGUGUCAGCUGGAUCCCGGGUAAUAUCUUCUACUGUACAUCAAAGCUGUGGUGUGGGCAUCCAUGCGUCUUCUAGUCAUGGCAUGAUUUUAGAGGACAACGUAGUGUUUGGCACAAGUGGCCAUGGCAUUGAUGUGGAGGGACAGAACUAUUCUCUCACUAAUAAUCUUGUCAUUCUGACAAUGCAGUCGGCAAGCUUAUCUGCUUGGGUGGCAGGAAUCAAAGUAAACUAUGCAAAGGAUAUAAUUCUCCGUGGCAAUGUGGUGGCAGGAUCAGAGAGACUUGGCUUUCAUGUAGGUGGCCAUGGGUGCUCCUGUGAAGUGCUUUGGUCUGACAACGUGGUCCACUCAAGCCUUCAUGGCCUUCACCUCUACAAGACACAUGAGCCCAACAACUGUACUGGUAUCUCUGGAUUUCUGGCUUUUAAGAACUUUGACUAUGGUGCCAUGGUACAGACAGAGAAUAGCGUGGACAUGCAGAAUAUCACUCUGGUAGACAAUACCAUUGGCCUUUUGGCCAUCGCAUAUGUGUCUUCUGCUUCACUGAGCUCCAUGAGCACUGUACAGAUUAUGCUUAGGAAUUCAGUCAUUGUGGCCACUAGCUCCUCUUUUGACUGCAUUCAAGACAGAAAGGCACCUCAGUCGGCCAACUGCACAUCAACAGAUAGAGCACCUUCCAACCCCAGAGGAGGCCGAAUUGGUAUUCUGUGGCCUGUUUUCACCUCAGAACCAAAUCGAUGGCCUCAGGAGCCAUGGCACAAAACGAGGAAUGGUCAUUCAGUUUCCGGAAUUAUGAAGCUUCAAGAUGUCACCUUUUCUAGCUUUGUGAAGAGUUGCUAUAGUGAUGACCUGGAUAUCUGUAUCCUGCCUAAUGAGUAUAGCACUGGAAUCAUCUACCCCAUAACAGCAGAGAGGAGCAGGAUGCUAAAGAUAAAGGACAAAAACAAGUUCUAUUUUCCUCCAUUGCAGCCCAGGGAAGACUUAGAGAGAGCCACCUGCCUUGAAUCUGACUGUGAAAGUCCAAGAAAAUACCUCUUCACAGAUCUGGAUGGGAGAACCCUGGGUUUGCCCCCACCAGUUUCUGUGUUUCCAACGACAGAGGCAGAAUGGACUGGAUCUUUCUUCAACACAGGUAUAUUCAGAGAAGAACAGAAAUGCACAUUCCGCGCAAUGAUCCAGGGUUUCUUCUGUAAGCAGACUGAACACAUGGUUCUAAUUCUCGAUAAUAUUGAUAUACCUUGGACAAAACCAAAGACAUACCCACUCGUGUCUAUUACUAAUGGCUUUGUCGACACAUUUAGCAUAGUGAAGGACAGUAGUCUAUGCUCUCCCGCUACCUCUGUGUCUACUUUUUAUUCCAUCUUACCUGCUAGGCAAAUAACCAAAGUGUGCUUUCCAGAGCAAACUCCUCCAUCACCGCACUUUUUUCUACUGGGGGACAGAAGAGGCUCCAAGCUCAUCUUGGCUGUGUUCUACAAUGAGAUUCAGACCCCUCGAGUUUUCUUAGAGAAAAGCUUCAUCCCACCCACUCCAGUAGACUCACCCUCUUCUUUGUUGGAUGCGUCUGCUGGUGCCAACUACUUCGACAUCAUGAAUAACCUCUUAUAUGUGGUCCUGCAAGGAGAGGAGCCUGUUGAAAUACACUCAAGUGUUUCUGUUCAUUUGGCUUUCACAGUGACAUUUUCGGUCCUGGAAAAAAGUUGGAAAAGAGUUAUGCUUGAACGCCUAACACACUUCUUACGGAUUGACUCCAACCAAAUCAGAUUCACUCUUGAGAUGCCUGGUAGCAAGGAUACCUUAGAGGUUAUUGCAAACAAUGAAGGAAAACGAAAGCGCCACUGCCCAACUGUAACUUGUGGUGACCCUUCUAGCAAAUAUGGUCAACGCAGACUUCUCAUGGCAGAGAUGACACCAUAUAGAAUCACACCACCAACCACUGAGGAAACUUUCUCAAAGGUGAUUGUCAUUGAAAUCGGUGAUCUGCCAAAUGUAAGGAGCACUGAAUUCAUUCAGUCCUUACCAAGUAACAGAUUACAGAAUUUGGCUUGCCAAGUUAUCACUGCUCAACAGACUGGAGUCCUGGAAAAUAUUCUCGGUAUGAAUGUCGGGGCCCUACUGGUGACUCAGUCAGAGGGAGUCACAGGAUAUGGAAAUGCAAGUAGUUUAAGAACUGGGAACCUGAUAUAUACUCGGCCCUCUGUGCUUUCCAUGUUGAGGCAGCCUUCAGAUGGGGAAGUGGGGACAGAAUUGCCAGUUCAACCGCAGCUUGUCUUCCUGGAUGAGAAGAAGCAAAGAGUGGAGUUGCUGGGUCUCCCCUCAGAGCCUUGGAUUAUUUCAGCGUCCCUGGAAGGGGCAUCUGAAUCAAUGCUGAAAGGGUGUACCAGGGCGGAAACACGGGAUGGCUAUGUGAGCUUCUCAAGAUUGGCUGUCUUGGUCUCUGGGUCAAACUGGCGCUUUGUUUUUACUGUUAUUUUCCCCCCAGGUACCAAUUUGACAGCUCGAUCCAAAACCUUUGCUGUCCUGCCUGCUGUCAGCAAGGAGAGAUCAACCAUCACCUUAGCCUUGUCCCUGUGCUCAGUGGUGUCCUGGCUGGCUCUCAGCUGUCUCGUUUGCUGCUGGUUUAAGAAAAGCAAAAACAGAAAAAUAAAACCAGAAGACAUAUCUGAGUCCCAGGCUAAGGAUCAAAAGAAUAAAACCCAUAUCUCUUCCAAACACCGAGGACUACAAGGAAAGACAGCAAAAGAAGAUGGUGCGAUGGGAGAAGAUGUGAGAAUGAAGGUCAUUCAGGGAAGACAUGACCAGUUUUCCCAACACUCAAUGGACGGAGUGUCUAAAAGGAAAGUUAGCCACCGUACUGCCCCAGAGGAAGGAGCUACACCUGCCCAGAGCAGUCCCAGAAUCACCUGUGUUCCUGGAUCUCCUGCUCAGCAGCUGAGGCCACAGGAGCCUGGGAACUGGAAGGAGGCCCAACAGCGGUUGCUCAGAUACCAGCUGUCAGGCCGCGAUCAGCUGCUCCUGUUAUGCCCAGACCUCAGGCAAGGGAGGCAGGAGGGUCAGGAGCCUAGCCAGCUGAACAAAGGGAGUGGCUGCAUGGGGCUGUCUCAAGAGGACGGCCCUUGUGUUCCCACUGAGACCUUCUGCCUCCAAACAGCUCCACCAGAGACUAUCCAAUAACAGCUGUGGGCAUGGAGCACUGUGGGUAUUUAUAUGAAAAGGGAAAAGUGUUCAAAAUUAUUUGUACAUGGAAAAUGUGGGAGGAGAAGUCUGAUAUGUUUGGACAACUGAGAGAAAAAUGUAGACUCUUUCUCAAACUUUUAGAUUUAAUGUAGAAUACAGUCAGGUAUAUGCUUGUAGACUAAGGCUGUGGCUGAGCAUGUCUCUUGUACCUAUCAGUGAUCCUACCCAAUUCCCCAAUUCGAGCUUAUAAUAGGCUUUCAAGCACUGCCUGAUAAUUUCCUGCAUUCAGACUUGUUGCUGUGCAGCCAACAUAACACCUGUGCUAUACUAAAUUUUGCCAGUAGGAACUGAGAUUAAGCUUCUGUUACAGUGAACACACCCAGUGCUUCGGUCUUGUCUUCUGAAAGACCCGUGACAGGCUUAGUUAGCUGAAGUUGUAACUGCAGUGCUAUAGAAACUCUCAGGAGAAAUCUUACACCAAAACUUACCCCCAACCAGAGUCAACUUCAUGAAUCUCACUCAUAGAUUUUAUUUCAUGGUUUAAAUUCAGUCACUAUUGGGAGCUUUCUGUAUUACAAAUAUUAUUAUUUGUACCUCAUGAAUGUUUAUGGUUACAUGGGCUUUGUUGGGAUUUCAGUUAAAAAUAAAGAUGUGGAUAUACUAAA
Psammomys obesus (fat sand rat) is the source of this 12467-nucleotide messenger RNA. It is a transcript of the gene Pkhd1, whose product is annotated as PKHD1 ciliary IPT domain containing fibrocystin/polyductin. The transcript is spliced from 62 exons. Lineage: Eukaryota; Metazoa; Chordata; Mammalia; Rodentia; Muridae. The record is from RefSeq and is a predicted model, not a curated record. The annotation marks the transcript as partial.